CCAACAUGACACAGAGGGGGCGCUGUGGUCGGACAACGUCACGGAGAAGAAGAGGGGCGAAAAGUCAUGGCGGCUGAUACCUUGUAGUGAGCCAACAGAAACAGAAAACAAUCUUCCAAGUUGCAUAUACGACAUUAAAGCCGGGAUUGGGAAGGAAAACUCUGCCGACAAAAUGCAGAUAACCUUGAAGACUUUACAACAACAGACUUUUAAAGUCGACAUCGACGAAGAGGAGACGGUGAAGACUUUAAAAGAGAAGAUUGAACAGGAGAAAGGGAAGGACAAUUUUCCCCUUGCCGGACAGAAACUGAUAUACGCUGGAAAAAUUCUCAGUGAUGAAACACCCCUCAAAGAAUAUAAAAUUGAUGAGAAGAACUUUGUGGUCGUCAUGGUGACUAAGCCUAAAGUAGCUCCACAACCUCCUCCUGCUGCAUCUGCUCCCAGCACGACAGUUCCUGCUCUGAGUCCUACAGCUCCCACUCUGAGUACCACAGCUCCUGAAGCACCACCUGCCUCGGUGUCCACCUCAGAAAACCAAACAGUUCCUGUCUCCACUGAUGACAAACCAGAGGAGAAACCUUCAGUGACUGCUGAACCAGCUUCCACUCCAGUCAGUAGCUCUGAGACUUCAAUGAGCACAAACUUAAUUGAUGAGGCAGUUUCAACUUUAGUGACGGGCAUAUCAUAUGACGCCAUGGUGACCGAGAUGAUGCUUAUGGGCUACGAGAGAGAGCAGGUAGUAGCUGCUCUCAGAGCGAGCUUCAACAAUCCAGACAGAGCUGUGGAGUACCUGCUGACCGGCAUCCCAGGUAGAGAUCGAGGUCAUUCAACAAGGCGUGAAGAUGCUCCUCCAGCGAGCGGAGUUCCGGCUGUACCCGCAGGAGGUGGUAGUGUCCCCGCCAGCACGACCUCUUCUACAGCAGGAGGGAAUCCUCUGAACUUCUUAAGAAAUCAGCCUCAGUUCCACGUGAUGCGUCAGCUGAUCCAGCAGAAUGCAGCGCUGCUUCCCGCCCUGCUGCAGGAGAUCGGCAGGGAGAAUCCUGAGCUCCUGCAGGAGAUUAGCAACCACCAAGAACAGUUCAUCCAAAUGCUGAACGAACCCAAUCCGGAAACAGCGCCGGCGGUCAGUGGAGGAGGAGCGGGGGGAGUAGUAGAUUUACCAGCUGGCGCACCCAGUGGGGGUCACACGGGCUACAUCCAGGUUACACCGCAGGAGAAGGAGGCCAUUGAGAGGCUAAAGGCCUUAGGAUUUCCAGAGGGACUUGUUAUUCAAGCCUACUUUGCUUGUGAGAAGAAUGAGAACUUGGCUGCAAACUUCCUUUUACAGCAGAAUUUUGAUGAUGAUUAAAAAAAAAGAAAAAAAAGAAGCCAUUUUCACUUCUACUUAAUUUCUGCCUUUCCCCUUUGAUUGCUGAUCAAAUACAGUGUGUGUUCGCCAAGCCUUCCUCACAUUUAUCCCGCAAAAUGAUUCGACUCCCCCUUCACAACACUGGAAAGUUAGGAGCUGACAUUGCAUCAGCGCUCGCCUGUGUGCUGUUGAUUUUGUUUUAUUUAACAAGUCCAGUAUGAUUUUUCUUUUUUCUUUUCAAAUCUUAAGAAAAAUGGAAAUAUGUUGGAUUGGCUGCACGAUUCAAGGUAAUAAGAUUUUUAAAUUGACAUUUAAUACUUUUACAAAGUGUGUUAUAAUGAACAAGCAGUAUGUAUGACACUGGUUUGCUUAUUUGUGUUUGUUGUAAACAAACAGGAUUGUGUGCAGGACGUGUUCAGAGACGAGAUGAAAUCAAACUGGAAUUCACACUAUCUAGGCAUGUUAAAGUAAUGUAACACGUCAUGUAUAUAGUUUAAUUUCCAUGUAGUUUAAUUCAGUUGUGACUGUUUUUACAGAAAAUAAAGUUUUCAAGAUAAAUCA
Molecule: messenger RNA, 1909 nt
Organism: Thalassophryne amazonica
Lineage: Eukaryota; Metazoa; Chordata; Actinopteri; Batrachoidiformes; Batrachoididae
Gene: rad23b
Product: RAD23 homolog B, nucleotide excision repair protein
Exons: 10
Coding region: 173-1348 (391 amino acids)
Biological process (GO): proteasome-mediated ubiquitin-dependent protein catabolic process; nucleotide-excision repair
Cellular component (GO): nucleoplasm; cytosol
Molecular function (GO): damaged DNA binding; ubiquitin binding; proteasome binding
Source: RefSeq, a predicted model, not a curated record